Messenger RNA from Osmia lignaria (orchard mason bee), 2475 nucleotides. The record is from RefSeq and is a predicted model, not a curated record. Lineage: Eukaryota; Metazoa; Arthropoda; Insecta; Hymenoptera; Megachilidae.
GGCCCAUACGAGACGGGGUGGACUCCUCCACCAUUGGACGAGGGAUGAUCCUGAGGGAGGAUCCAGGAUCCACCAAGGAAGGGGCAUCGACCGACAACGCGCGAAGAUCUCCUCCGCCAAGCGCAGAAUUGUCAGAAUGAUUUUUGUUACUCGUUACGAACAAGUCGUUCUCACUCAGAAGGGUCUAAGCCUUAACAACGCAACUUUAAAGUUCUGAUUUUAAUUUGAAUUCAAAAUAUUAAAGUACUAAAAACAAUAAUAACAGUUUACUAUUUUGUAUAUCCGCGCCUUGAGAGCGGAGCGCCUCUGCGCUCCACGGACUGUCACACCUGCACCUAAAUCCCCGAAUAUCCCUAUUUUCCGCGACGGACACGCAACAUAUUUGGUGACAGCGGUGGGAUAAUUUAAAAGGGAAUAGUUCAAAGUGGGGACAAACAUUUAAAAGGUGACAGUUUAAAAGGUGAUAAUUCUGUGAAAAACAGUUUAAAACAGUGAAAUAACUGAAUAGUUAAAUAAAGUGAUUGUGACAAACUUAUGUACACUUAAAUUACUUUAUCAACUCGCGGGUGUGUAUUAAACGGUCAAUUAAACAUUCUAUAAACUAUUUUAUUGAACUGUUAUAUAUUUAAUAAGUGGACAAAGUUUAGUGCAACUUCUCCCUCUUGGGUUUUGGCACGGUUUCCCCAAGAGCGAAGGGUAAAUACCGGAGACAGGUGAUUUCGGCUGCCGUGCAAGCCAUCCACCGAAAUCACGCGCACCUCGUCCACGUCAUCGUUGUAUCAUUCCUGGAGCAUAAGAGAGGAUAAAAUAAAAUCCCGGGACCUGAUCGGACUGUUCACGGAGCUGAGGCCUACCUGAUGCAGCUGAUUGCGGACAAAUUUUACUGGAGUACCUGCUGCUGAAUUGGGGACCAUUGAGCUGGAGUACCUGCUGUCGAAUUUGGGGACCAUCGAGCAGGAGACGGGACAGAGCCAUACACCUGUGAAAGAAGCAACAAGUUAAACGAGAAACGUUAAGUGACUUCUUGCGGAUUAUAAAUUUGUCGUGCAACAAAACUGUAAGUCUAGAAUAUUAGCAAAUAGACUAUAGAAUAUUAGUUGUAACCGUUAGUCCUAAUUCGAUAAGAUGCCGCCGUUUUCAACGAAACUAGUAAGGGCCAGAAGGAGGAAGGGUCGCAAAAAUAGUCUGCGUGGUGAUAGCGUCAUAUUUGUGGAGGAAAGUUCAAUAGAAUCUCCUAGUAGAGGAUCUUCUUCCUCAAUUGGAAGGUUUGAACCCCGAUUACAAGAGUCAUCUCUUGUACCUGCCCAGUCCACGAUGCAGAGUUGGGGUGAGCCGGGCGGUGUAUCUGUUCCUUCUAGUAGCACGGCAAAUAACACGCUAAUGAUUCCACCUAGGCCAUUACCUUCUAAUGUUUUGAAUUCCUCUUCAGAUGCGAAUGAACAUCAGACAAAUACCUUAAAUUUAGAGUCAUUACAACCUUCCAAGGACAGUACGACUAGGGACGCGGUCACGUCAUCGCCUAAACUUUCAAAAACCUUUACGGGCACCCAAUACGAUCUAGUAAAAAGUUUUAUUCCUCAUUUUGAUGGAAAGCCGUCCCAGGUAAACCAUUUUAUUGCCCAAUGUAGGCUUGCCGAUACCUUAGCAAAAACCGAGGACAAAACACUUUUGCUCGCUAUAAUUCGGAAUCGAAUGCAACACCGGGUUUACAGGGGUAUAGUGGGUGAUGACGAACCGGAAACUGUGGAGGAAUUGAUAGCCCUGAUUAAAUCUACGUUCGCCCAAAGUUUUAAUCUAAAUGAUACUCAAAAUGAGUUGAAGACCGUACGCCGUCGUGAAAGCGAAUCGAUCGAGGAAUACGGGUUCCGAGUAAACGAUAUUUUAGAUCGUGGGGUACAGGGGGCGAAAGAAGAUUUGAGUUCAGAGGAAUUUGGGGGCAUUAAAAAAUUACUUAUGACGAGCGCGGUGGCAGGAUUUUUAGGGGGACUGGGAAAUGAUGUUGUCGCGAGUAUACUUUCUAACGAUGACGUUAAAGAUUUAAGAGCGGCAAUUAAAUUAGCGUCAAAAAUUGAAACUCAGGUGAAUUCAUCGCGGAAUUCACAGAACACCAGCGUUCCUGAUACAAAUUCCAGAGUGCUGAUCGCGGAAACGCGCGACCGCAGAUGUUUUACUUGUGGGAAGGUCGGACAUAUUUCUGUCGAUUGUCGGAUACGACGGGACCGCCGUUUCGCAAAUACAAAUCGCGACACGCUCAGGUGCCAGAAAUGCGGUAAAGCAGGUCAUGCGAGUUCGGUAUGUUACAGCAAAAAUACUCACCGUGCCUGGGUAAAGGGUUCGCAACCAGCAGUUUCUUCGACCCCCGUAAAUCGACGAAAUCCUUUAAACUCAAAAGGGCCUCCGGAAACGGGCGCGACACGGAGAGAACCCCUGAUAUCACGCGCCGGAUCCACCGCGUCUGCCGCGAAAAGGAACUAA